UGCCUCUGAGUGACGACGACGGCGACGACACCCGAUCCUCAACGGUUCCUCUGGGAAGCGGUUCGAUGCAGGAUUGGAUGGGGAGCCAGCUGUACAGACAGUCAUCGACGCCGACAUACACUGAUCUGCUGGAGGGGCGGACCCCGGUUGGUUAUGACGCAGGACUCGUAGAUCUCAGCUUCGGCUUGAGAUCUGGGAGUGUAGAGGACGUCACACACACCGUUCUCGUGAACCCAGCUUUAGGCACCAACCACGCACCGCCUUUCGUGGGGCCGUUGGGCCUUCCUGAUACCCGCGGCUGGUGUUCUGGUCAGUCGGGCGACGAACGUGGAGUCCUUUCGCGAAGGCGGGGGGCAGUGGGCACAGCAGGUGUGGCCGCGUCGAGAACGAGGACAGGUGGAUCGACGACGCCAGCCGGUAGAAUCGACGGACGAGGGGACGACGGUGAGGGCUCCGCUGCGGAGGUCGUGGGACGAAAGGUUUGGGAUGAUCAUCGGCGACAAUCGCGUCAAUCGAGCACGUCCGCCAUAACGAGAGGGGUGGCGAACAUUAAUGUGAGGGCGGGCGAUGGAUUCGGCAAUUGCGAUGGUGCAGGGGGCGAAGAUUACGCUGCACGCGACGGGAGCAAUGACAACAAUGAGGACGACGACGGGGAGAUGAAGAUUCGUCCGAUAGGGAGGAAGCGGGGAGGGUCAAGGCCCAAGGGUCACAAGCAAGUCUACAGAACCGCGCGCGGGGCGGAGAGGCAAGAAGGGUGCGGGAGAUACGUCGACAGGCGAGACACGGGUGUGGCCGGGGGUGUUCAAAUGCCUUGUCCACGUGGAGGUCGGAAUGAAUCCGGCGGUAGCAAGGAAUGCGGGGAUGGACAGGACGACGAUCAGGGAUCGACGAGGGAUUCAACGUUCAGCGGCGUUGGUGGUGGCGGGGGCGGCAAACGGAAGAAUGUAAGACAACAGACCUUCGACACGAUUGCGGACGUCAUGAAGCCUGAUGAAGGACCACGGGAAUCUGAUGGCGACGACGGUGGACAGUGCGAGCAAGAGGCAGUGCUCAAUUCUGACGAGGCAAUGCGACAUUCUGGAGCGAGAGCUAGAAGUGCAGAAGGAACACUACGUGAAGGCCGACCAGGCGAACUUCAUGAUGUGCAACGCCCUUCUGGAGAUGCUAAAGCGGGGGCUUCAGGUGGAGGCAAAGCACCGUCCUCGCAAAAGGGCGACGCGACGGCGAGCGACACUCGUACGGCGGCGGCGGAUCACAGCAGUAGAAGCGCAGUCGCCGAAGGUGCGGAGGAGGCGAGGGUCGAUGACGUCCGUCGCGACGAUGGGAGAAGAGAUGGAAAGCGGGAGGGCGAUGACAACGAUGACUGUCCACUUGUAACGAGGUUGAAGGGAGCGGCAAAGGAGGACGAUGUGGAGGAGAGGCCGAAGUUGUGGGUUGAUUGCGACGCUUUUUGGGGUCAGGGCCCGGGGAAACCAUUGAGGGAGGCGGUAGGCGACUGCGCGGACUACUUCGUCGCCAUCGCUAACGGAGACGAAGGAGCUGAACCGCCUGCGAUGCUCGUAAUGCAGCCGAAUGAUGUGUCGCGCUUCAAGAUCGAGGACCCUGCGAAGCACGAACCCGCUUUGCGCAGAGCGCGCAACGUGGAAAAACAAGUGUUGCGCACCAUCCACGGUUGGAUCUUCAAGUCAUCGUCGAGGUUGGCUGGCUUCGCUCGUGCAGAGUUGUACAUUAGCGUGGACUUCGCUACAGACAUCGCACGAGCAGUUUGGCAGGGAUACGAAUGGUCGAAAGUGGUUUCCCCUGCCCUGGUCUACCACACGCGGGCGAUGAAGAUGGACGUUCCUCUGUGGUUCACGGGGGUGAAGAUUGUGGACCGGCCCGAAGACGACGACAUGGUGGCGCGGCAGGAGGCGACAGUUCUUCGCGUGGCGGACUGCUGGACAGAUGAAAUCUGGUGUGGACAAUGGGCGGCCGGCGGCCGCGUGAAAUAGGAGAGGUUGUCUCGGCUUGCGAAUUGUCUUCGAGCGUUGUUGAGCGCGUGCAUGUGGAUCAUGCGCAUGGGUGGUC
Chara braunii is the source of this 2067-nucleotide messenger RNA. The record is from the annotation of a GenBank genome assembly. NCBI's taxonomy places the organism in Eukaryota, Viridiplantae, Streptophyta, Charophyceae, Charales, Characeae.